This is a messenger RNA of Chara braunii, 1732 nucleotides long. NCBI's taxonomy places the organism in Eukaryota, Viridiplantae, Streptophyta, Charophyceae, Charales, Characeae. The record is from the annotation of a GenBank genome assembly.
CGACUGGUUCGCCCACAAGGGAAGGAGUGCAACCACGUGCAACUGUGGAUGAACCUGUGCCCGCCAACCGACUUGACGAGUUGGGAAGAACGGUCGUGUCUAUUCAAGAGUUCGUUGAAAUGGAGCGGGCACGUAGGAUGGAAUGGGAGCAACGAGCACACGAACAGGAGAAAGCUAGGCGUGCCGAAGUAAAGGCUUUAGCCGCUGAAGCCGAACGAGCAGCGCGCGAAGCUGAGAAGCAGCGUAAGCGUGAGGAGGAGCAAUUGAAGAUGGCGAAGGUUGUGGAAGUGCAACUCUCCCUAAGAUUGGGUGAUAUCCAGGAGGAGAUCAAGACGGAGGUCCGUAAGGCUGUGGCUGGUACUUUGGUCAAGAGUCAAACCAAGACUUUCCUUAACACCGCAGGUAAAAGCAAGGAGGUUGUGGUGGAGGAUGUGCCUUCCUCGUCCGGUGCAGCCAGCGAUGUCGAGGCGAUUACGAAAGGAACCGGCAGCUUGUCGAUCCAAGAGAAACGCAAGCGUGGUGAUGUUGAGACACCUGUGGGGGACAGCCCUCCUGUUACCACUCCGGCGAAGCGCUCGAGCAAGCGGGUGGGCAUUCGACCGGUCCGUUUUUCAGAUAGAUUCCAACGCGCGAGAUCUCGAAUUGCGGCCAAGAAAGGGAACCGGGGAGUUGCCACGAAGGCCCUUACGACUGUUAACCUCCAGCUCAUGAUUUGUGCAGGGAUGUCGUACCCAUGGGUACGAGGCCACGUGCGUGCUCGGUUACGUGAGCUGGAGAACGUACCUCCCUUGUUGAUGAACGGGAACAAUGUUCUGAAAGCACGUCGCUCGGACAGAGUGACAAAACUGGGUGAGGAAAUCGAGGUCGCUUUUGCUAAUUGGAUUAAUGUGAAAGGACAAACGGUGCACUGCUUGAGUACGGAAUUGAUCGGUUGUCUGACAAGAGAUGUUGACGACAAGUCGAGUUUUUUGGACAAGCGGGACGUUUUUGAAUGGAAGAACCGUUUGGAAGGCUUGGUUCUUCCCCCGCUGGACCGCAACCCAGGGGAAACCCUGGUCAUAUGCCCCUCCUUGUACGAUGAGGGUAUGAUGGACCUGUUUAUUCGAAGUGUCGGAUACUUACCUGUCGUCAAAGAGACUGUUGCAGUGGUUGACGAGAUGAAAGCUGAUUUGAAAGCUGGAGUUGUUAUUGUUGCAAUCAUAAUGAUGGGGCGGCCAUCGUUUGGUCAAGCCCGUCGGGCGCAUCACACUCAGUCCAUCAGGCUCCAACUCACCAUUCUUUGUGCAUUGCUUUUUCUGAGCGUUGGAACUUUCUACAUAUUGCUUGAUUCAAGUUUUGAUCAAAGAUCGUUGUCCCAUGAAGGAGCAUAUGCACGUGAGAAGUCUGACAAGCACGAAGCAGAACUGCCAGGUGUACUUUUAUGGGCCAUCCAGAUGGCUAACAGUAGCAGAGCAGCAGGUGAAGUACGGCUCGUCUUCUCGUCCGAGGAGAAACGUGACCUUCAGGCAAGCGAUAAGAACUUGCUGAUUGUUGAAGACGAAGGCAAAGGUGCAAAUAAUGCAAUUAAUGUGGGAAAAAAACAGCUAAGAGCAGACGGCAAGGAGAAAAAGAGCAAAAAGAAGGAAGAAUCCCAUGAAAACGAUAGAUGGUCUGCAGAAGAUGUGCAAGAGUAAAGGGGGAGAUGUUCAUUUGUAUAUUUCGUCUGUUCUCUUAAUCAAAACAAUACUCUAUA